Messenger RNA from Rhincodon typus (whale shark), 510 nucleotides. RefSeq names its product cadherin-23-like. Gene Ontology annotation, molecular function: calcium ion binding; cadherin binding. The coding region runs from base 1 to 510 and encodes 169 amino acids. Lineage: Eukaryota; Metazoa; Chordata; Chondrichthyes; Orectolobiformes; Rhincodontidae. The record is from RefSeq and is a predicted model, not a curated record. Gene Ontology annotation, cellular component: plasma membrane; catenin complex. Gene Ontology annotation, biological process: homophilic cell-cell adhesion. The transcript is spliced from 4 exons.
AUGGAAAAGUCGCUGAAGCUUGGCAUGCAGGUGCAGCAGGCGGUGAAUAUAACUCUACUUGACAUAAAUGAUAAUCGUCCUAUUUGGAAGGAUGAACCAUACUUAGCCAAUGUGGUCGAAAUGUCACCAGUUGACACAGAUGUUAUCACAGUGUCAGCUUUUGACCCAGACCGGGCUGAGAAUGGUACUGUAAUGUAUGCCAUCAACCCUCCCAAUCCAUUCUACCGAAUCAACAGGACCACAGGGAAAAUCCGCACGUCUGGAGUAGUGUUGGACCGAGAGAAUACAGACGCCAAGGAUGCUGAGAUGAUGAGGAAAAUUGUUGUGUCAGUCACAGACCGUGGGAGGCCUCCCCUACAAGCUAGCAGCAGCACCGUCGUUACUGUGAACCUGCUGGAUCUCAAUGACAAUGACCCAAUUUUCCAAAACCUCCCAUUCACUGCCGAAGUGCCAGAGGAUCUGCCGGUUUCUUCGUCCAUUUUCCAGGUAAAUGCUUCCAGGAUGCAGUAA